Branchiostoma floridae (Florida lancelet) is the source of this 1109-nucleotide messenger RNA. Its product is annotated as glutathione S-transferase A-like. The transcript is spliced from 7 exons. The record is from RefSeq and is a predicted model, not a curated record. Bases 93 to 920 code for a protein of 275 amino acids. Gene Ontology annotation, cellular component: cytoplasm. NCBI's taxonomy places the organism in Eukaryota, Metazoa, Chordata, Leptocardii, Amphioxiformes, Branchiostomatidae.
GGUCCAUCAAUAAAAGUCACCAACAACAUCGCAUAGACUACUCUUCAGUAUUCUGUUAACAAAGUACAGUCUGACAACAGCACAGAAAAAUCAUGUCGGAGACCGCCGAAGUUACCCUGUACUACGCUCCAGGCAGCGUGGCCUCUCUGACGCUUCAGAUCGUCCUGGAGGAAAAAGGGAUCGAGUACACCACCAAAGUAGUGGACGAGGACAAGCCUAGCAAGGAAUUCAAGAACCUCUGCCCCAGGGAGGAGGUAACAUCGGUCCCCGUCCUGAAGCAUGGCGAUUUUGUUCUACAGGAGUUUAUGGCUGCCUGUAUAUAUUUGGAGGAAACCUUCGGAGGCACCAAACUGAUUCCUGAUGAUGACAUCACGAGCGAGGCCCUGGUGCUACAGCGCAUGUUCAGUGCACAGAGUAUCGGGGUGGGAGACACGACCAUCUGCAGCUACUGGGCGGACUAUGACGACGAGGAUGAUGAGGAUUACGGACCGGAAGAUGAGGAGGAAGAUGAAGAUGAGGAUCCGGAUGAGGAAGAUGCCAAGGAAGAUCUGGCGGAGGAACUCAUGAUUUGGGAGGAAUAUCUGAAAGAGGAAGGGGGUCCGUUUAUCGCCGGGAAAGAGUUCUCCAUGGCGGAUGUUUCGUUCUUCCCCGUGCUGGCUUACGUCGUGUGGAUGGGAUUCCAGCCGAAGAAAGCUUACCCACACCUGAACGACUACUACCUGGCGGUCCGUGACCGGGAGACUGUCCAGGCAGUCUGGCCGGUAGACUGGAACAAACCAUGUCCAGAGAAGGACUUCCUCUACUUGGAGGAGUAUUUGGAAGAGGACGAGGAAGAGCCUAAACCUAAGGCCAAGUCUAAUGAUAAGGGAAAGGCGAAAUGGAAGGGAAAAGGGAAGGGGAAGGCAAAGGGAAAGAAAUAGAAUAUUUGGUCAACGUUCUCCGGAUGUUGGAUAACAAAUCAAUUACAAGAAGCUGCAAGAGUUGAUUCGAAUGUUCAAAAAUUACCCGGACAGUUUUUGUAAGCUGGAUUUGAGUUAAAACGUUGUAACGUUAUCUUGUGCGCAAAGCACAGUUACAGUAAUGAGAACACUUCAAGCAAACUUCUGUUG